CCUCUCGCAUUUAAUGCAAGAAAGACAGGACCAAUUCAGUAUCAGAAGGACGACGAGCAGAGCACCUCCCCGGCUUUUCCUUCUGGUUGGGUUGAUGACGAGCUUCAGCUGGUGAACGCGGGAUUUGCAUCUCACCAAGGUCUGAUUCGGUUUGUGUGAGAAAUCGUGGAAGGAUUGGGUGCAGCGGAGAAGAUGGAACGGUUCGGUAAUCUAGCUCAGUGGGGCGAGAAGUUGAAGACGAGCGGGGCUCAAAUGAGUCGAAUGGUGAGCGAGAAAGUGAAGGACAUAAUGCAAACCCCGACUCUCGAAUCGAAGAUGGUCGAUGAGGCCACCCUGGAGACCAUGGAAGAGCCCAACUGGGGCAUGAACCUUCGGAUAUGUUCGAUGAUCAACAGGGAGGAGCUCAGAGGGCCUGAGGUCGUGAGGGCCAUGAAGAGGAAGAUCGCCAGUGGUGGGAGCACCGUGAGUCAGAGUCUGACUCUCGAUCUGUUGGAGGCUUGCACGAUGAACUGCGAGAAGGUCUUCUCAGAGGUGGCUUCGGAGAGGGUGUUGGAUGAGAUGGUGAGGAUGAUUGAUAACCCUCGGACAGAUCAGGGCAAUCGAGACAAGGCCCUGCAGUUGAUUUCAGCAUGGGGCCAGUCGGAGAGCCUGGAUUAUCUUCCUGUGUUCCGUCAAACAUACAUGAGCUUGAAAAACAGAAGGGAGCGUCAGCAUCAUGAAGAGAGCUCGUCUCCUGAGCAGUAUGCCUUGGAAUCAUACAUUCAUCGAGAGCCUUUAUCUCCAUCUAGGGCUGAAGGAUACCCUAUUCCUCGCACAGAAUUCCUGGGCACUGUUCAAUUAUCAACUGAGGAAAAGAAAGAAAUUCUUGUCGAGACGAGAAACACCAUUGAUUUGCUCUCAAGCAUGAUCAAUACUGAAACAGGACAAAUUUCGGCUGAGGAAUAUGAGUUGGGCUCAAGCAUGUUGGAGAAGUGCAAGCUGUCACAGCCCAUGAUCCAAGGGAUCAUCGAGACCACUACUGAUGAUGAGUGUUUGCUUUUUGAAGCUCUCAGCCUCAAUGAUGAGCUUCAACAGAUCAUAUCGAAGUUUGCCGGGGUUGAAGUCUGCAGUAAAGACCCUGACGAGACAAACACAGCAUCUUCAGUCCCGUUGGGCAGUAAAGACCACGACAAGACAGAUAUUGCCUCCUCGGUCUCCUCAGGAGAGAGAGAGGCUCCCGAAUCAGGCAGCAACCAAAGCAGCAGCGGUGGGCAGAAGCAGCCCCUAUCUCAACUUGUUGGAGCUGAUCAUCAAGAUCCCCCUGCAGUAGAGAAAUGAAACCCGAAAGGAUGGAAGAGCCGGUAGCUAUAGCAUGGGUGUACCAUCUGAGUUUCGGAGAAAGUACAAUGUAAUCUUAGGGCAUGGAUAUCAUAGUAGACAGAAUAAGCUUCAGUUCGAGUCGAAUUGUUGGAGCUGAUUAUCAAGAUCCCCCUGCACGAAAGAAAUCAUGAAACUCGAAAAGAUGGACGGGCCGCUAGCUAUAACAUGAGUGUACCAUCUUAGUUUCGGGGAAACUACAAGGUAAUAUUUAAAGCAUAGAUGUAUCACAUAGUUGACAGUAUAAUAAGCUUCAAGUUCGAGACGAAUUGCCGGUUGCUCAUGUUAGAGCUUUCUGUUUGUCGAUGGCCUUCAUUAUGUCUUAACAUUAUCAUAAUUCAUUUAACAUACGUUGCCGGGUC
Messenger RNA from Punica granatum (pomegranate), 1718 nucleotides. The record is from RefSeq and is a predicted model, not a curated record. NCBI's taxonomy places the organism in Eukaryota, Viridiplantae, Streptophyta, Magnoliopsida, Myrtales, Lythraceae.